Molecule: messenger RNA, 963 nt
Organism: Aspergillus chevalieri
Lineage: Eukaryota; Fungi; Ascomycota; Eurotiomycetes; Eurotiales; Aspergillaceae
Exons: 3
Coding region: 1-963 (320 amino acids)
Biological process (GO): proteolysis
Molecular function (GO): serine-type peptidase activity
Source: RefSeq, a predicted model, not a curated record
AUGCCACUCACAGCAACCUACAAACAAGUCUCCACCAAAAUAACAACCGACAUCUAUCUCCCUGCACCAACUUCCUCUCCAUGCCCCGUCUUAAUAAACAUCCACGGCGGCGCCUUCAUGCUAGGUGACUCGCGCAUGAUUUCAAUUCCCCAAGUAGAUGACUGUCUGUCGCGCGGUUGGAUCGUCGUCGUCCCGAAUCACCGGCUGUGUCCGCAGGUGAAUAUCCGGGACGGUCCGCUGCGUGAUGUGAGGGAUUGUUUAGAGUGGGUUUAUUCCGAUGAUGGAUUAGAUAGGUUUCUACGUUCGAAUGAGGAAGCGAGCAGGGUGAGCGUUGAUAAGGAGAAGGUUAUGGCGUUUGGAACGUCGAGUGGAGGGAUGUUGGCUUGUGGAUUGGGAUAUGGCGUCCCCCGUCCACCACGGGCAAUCCUAAAUUUCUACGGCGCAGUCCACUUCACCCACCCAUGCUGGACGCAACCGAUCCCCACCAUCCAAUCCAAACUCCCGCCAGAUCUCACCUCUUCGUUCCUUGACCAAGUCUACACCCAAGUACCUAUCCCAAUCAGCAGCAACGUCUCCCUAGAAGGCCAAAGUGAAACCGGCCAAAGCGCAGGCCCCGACUUCUCUCGCCCCCGCGACGCCUUCGCCUUUACGCAGAUCGCCAACGGCACCGUGAUCCAGGCGUGCUGUCCGGAUCCUGAUGUGCGGAGGGAAAUUGACCCCGUGCUUAAUGUGAAGAAAUGGUUUCCGCCGACCUUUGUCGUGCACGGACUGGAGGAUAAAAUGGUUUCGAUCGAGGUGAGUCGGGAGUUGGUACGGGUACUUAAGGAGGCAGGGGUGGAGUGCGGGAUGGUAGAGGUACCUGGGGAGGGACAUACGUUUGCUAUGGUGAUGGAGGUUGGAGGAAGGACUUGGGAGUUGCAGAGGCAGGGGUUUGAAUUUUUGGAAAGAGUUAUUUCUUCUUGA